GCCAGUCAGACCAGAGAGACAGAGACUAUUCCGCGCUCCACAAGUACUCACAGAGCCAGAGUACCAGUAAGAAGGACGGGAGCGUGGAGGAGAGGAGAUCGAUGGCGAGCAGCAUGGGGGGAGGGAACGCAGGGGAAGGGGAGUGGCUCAAGGUCGCCGAGCUGAGGGCCAUGGCGGAAGCCCAGGACCCGCAUGUCAAGGAGGUGGACAACCUGACGCUCCGGCGGUUCCUGCGGGCGCGCGGCCAUGCCGUCGGCAAGGCCUCGGCGAUGCUCCUCAAGUUCGUGGCGUGGAGGCGGGAGGCCGUGCCCGGCGGCGUCAUGUUGGCGGAGCUGGUGCGGACGGAGCUGUCGCACGAGAUGGCCUACAUGGCCGGAGCCGACCGCGCCGGCCGCCCCGUCAUGCUCGCCUUCCCCGCCAAGCACUUCUCUGCCACCCGCGACAUGGCCGGCUUCAAGCGCUAUGUUGUCUACUUGUUCGACGCCAUGUGUGCCAGGAUCCCUAGAGGGCAGGAGAAGUUUCUGUGCGUCGUGGAUCUAAAGGGGUGGGGGUACGCCAACUGCGACGUCCGCGCCUACAUCGCGGCCAUCGAGAUCCUGCAGAGCUACUACCCGGAGAGGCUGGGCAAGGCGCUGAUGAUCCAUGUGCCCUACCUGUUCAUGAAGGCGUGGAAGGUGGUUCAGCCCUUCAUCGACGCCAACACCAGGGACAAGUUCGUGUUCGUGGACGACAAGAGCUUGGAGGAGACGCUGCGGCGGGAGAUGGAGGACGGCCAGCUCCCGGAGAUGUACGGCGGGAAGAUGCCCAUUGUUCCCCUCGAGUAGAGUGAGGAGGAGCACGGAGGAGGAAUCGAUGUACCUGAAACAAAUUAACCACGCGCGAUGUGGAUGUAACCAGGGGAGUGAGACGAGCGCAGCUUGCUCUCACUCUCUUGCAGCGUUGUGACUGCUUCGUACGUGUGGCCAGCCCAGCCGGUGCUAAAGUCGACGGAUCGAUAAUACGGAAGAACUCUAUGGUACUUAGUGGUAGGUAUAUCGGAUUAUGUCUGGUCACGUGAAGAUACCACCUUUUGUUGCAUCACA
This is a messenger RNA of Aegilops tauschii subsp. strangulata, 1082 nucleotides long. RefSeq lists its product as uncharacterized. Lineage: Eukaryota; Viridiplantae; Streptophyta; Magnoliopsida; Poales; Poaceae. The record is from RefSeq and is a predicted model, not a curated record.